Cataglyphis hispanica is the source of this 4427-nucleotide messenger RNA. Its product is annotated as hemicentin-1-like. Lineage: Eukaryota; Metazoa; Arthropoda; Insecta; Hymenoptera; Formicidae. The transcript has 9 exons. Gene Ontology annotation, molecular function: protein binding. The coding region runs from base 1343 to 3958 and encodes 871 amino acids. The record is from RefSeq and is a predicted model, not a curated record.
CGCGUAUCUCGAAAGAUCGGUUGGAUCACAUCAUUAUCGACAGCCAUGAUUCCGAUCGGAUCCGAUCGUUGGUCCCUUAACGCGCGCGGGUGAUCGAAUACAUCGCGAUUUACAGUGACAAGUGUAAUUGUGUGAGUGAGUUUCUUGACAGCGAAGAGACGUACCACCUCCAUAUUGUACGCAUUCCGGAAGAAACUUGGCACGAAGAGUUUGACACCGUCGUCUGCUGAUCAAAGUAUGAUCUGGUAAUGGAAUCACGUGGCAAAAAAGCACUUUCCCAAAGAGACAAAACGUAUUUUUGUGAAUGAAUAAAUAUUAUAAGCAACGAAAAAUGAUUCGUCUCUGGAGCAAUCGAUAAUCUUCAUCUAUAUCUGAAAUCUCGUCGAAUUAAUAAAUCUAUUCGAUCGAGACGAAUAAUUGGAGAUGCAAACGCUUUGAUGUUUUCUAUGAAAAUUUUUUUAUUAUCAGAAUACUGCAAUCAGAAUAAUUGCGCGCAGUUAUAAUUGUUAAAAAGGGUGUAAAUUUUGCGGAGGAUGAAAGAUGCAUGACAGAAAAAAUAAACGAUAAUAUCGAAGUGAAAAUGUUUCCAUGCAUAAAAUACGACGGUAGGAAUCCCUAACGGCACCUUUUAACACUCGAUGUUAUCGUGCAAUACAGCAAACGAAGUCUAUCUAACAUUUAUCGAUUUUUCCGUCUCACGUUUCUCGAAAACAUCAUUACGUCAUUAUUGUGGGACGAUGACGAAGGAGCAGAACGAGUCGUUCGCGCGUGUGAGACUUAGUGGUGUAUGAAGUAAACGUCAAUAGACUGUGUAUAUGCGGAGUAUGUACAAUUAUUCGAUCGAGUAACCCCAUUAGAGACGACGUUGAAGUCUGCGUACAUAAAUAACGCGCGUAAUCGCGCGGAGCCCUUAAGGAGUUUUACGCGACUUACUUAUAAUCCUCAGUUUUACGUCGAGAGUCUACCUAGGUAGGGAAGAUACUUUGCGUGCUCCGUGAACUGCACUUAAGCCUUCUCUUAAAGCGCAGUCAGGUCGUACUCUCAUCUUCAUCGCUAGUUAUUGUUAAAAGUGUAUACCGGACGGUUUAUCGGAGAUCGUUUCUCAUAAAAAUCGACCGCUCGAAGAACUGAAUUAGAUCGAUGACGACGGAUCCACGUCUUCCACGUUUCGCGAGAAAAUGCCUCUGUUAAAAUCGACAUUCCGCGCGACUUGACGAAUCUCUUCGAAGAUCCGUCUUAUUGAAACUUAUCAAGCCGAGUUGGGCAUCCACUUAAGCACGGGAUUCAAGGAGGACGAUAUCUGCACGAGGGGCUGCAAGAGCAAGGAUUCGUUUCGCUUACAAUGAAGAGGAUGCUUCUGCUGAUGAGCUUGCUGGCCCGGUUUGUCGUAGCGGAAGUUCUGCUCGGCGACGUCGACGAGCCACUGCCGAUAUUAAAUGUUAACGCGGUGGCCGGUUACAAAGUUCAGAUACCCUGCGACAUCGAGCCGCCGAUUAAAGACGAGACGGUCAUCAUGGUAUUUUGGUACAAAGAUGAAAGGGACGGCGGGCCGAUAUACACGAUGGAUGCUCGGGGGAAACAGAUAGCUCAACCAAAGCUUUGGUCAGAUCCGUAUGUAUUUGGUGAAAGGGCGGUUAUGAAGACGGACGUUAAGCCCGCGAAGCUGCAGAUAGAUCAAUUGGAGUCCACAGAUGGUGGUGUGUAUAGAUGCAGAGUGGAUUUCAAGAAUAGUCCGACAAAGAAUCAAAAGAUUAAUCUUACAGUCAUAGUGCCGCCGAAAAAACCGAUGAUAUUGACUGGCGCCAGCAGAAGUCUGGCUAAAAUACCGCAACCGUUUAACGAAGGAAGCGAGAUGUCCUUAUUGUGCGAAGUGAUGGGAGGCUCGCCUCCGCCAAAGGUCACGUGGCAUUUUGAAGGCAAGAUUUUAGACGACUCGUACACGCAAGAGCUUGAGGAUAUAACGAUAAAUCGGCUGGAUAUACAAAAGGUUACCAGGGAUUUCCUGAGGGCGAGGCUAAUUUGCAAGGCGAGCAAUAGUCAGCUUAUAUCGCCUAUGACUUCUGAAAUUAUUUUGGACGUAAACUUGAAACCGCGGAUAGUCAACAUUACAAAUAAGCGAUCGCAUUUAUCAGCAUUAAGAACCUAUGAGAUCGAAUGUAUCAGUUGGGGUUCUAGACCGGAGGCGGUGAUCACCUGGUGGAAAGGAGCCCAUCAAGUCAAACACAUGGCAAGAAAUUUCGCAGAUAAUCCGAACGUCACGAGAAGUGUGCUGAGUUACGUACCGACCAUCGAAGACGAUGGAAAGUUUCUGACGUGCAGGGCGGAAAACCCCGUGGUACCUAACAGUGCCUUGGAGGAUAAGUGGCUCCUGAUGGUGUAUUAUGUGCCGGUAGUGAGCAUUAAAUUAGGUCCCAGUUUGAAGGCGAACGACAUAAACGAGGGUGACGAUGUCUACUUUGAGUGCGAUGUACGAGCCAAUCCGAAGGCUUAUAAGCUACUUUGGUUCAAAGAUAACAAGGAGUUGCAUCAGAACGCCACUGCGGGAAUUAUUCUUCCCGGUGGACAAUCGCUAGUACUGCAGAAAGUGACGAAAGCUUCCGCUGGGGAAUAUUCUUGCAUGGCAGUCAACAUUGAAGGGAAAUCUACUAGCAGAUCGGUGACCCUCGAGGUGAUGUACGCACCGAUCUGCAAGGACGGCUCUUCCACUCAAGUGGUUGGCGCCCUGAAGCACGAAACGAUCUCGCUGGUCUGCGGCGUACAGUCAAAACCGCCGCCAACAACCUUCCACUGGACGUUCAACAACUCCGGGGAACUGAUGAGCGUACCGGCCACCAGAUUCGCCCAGGUCAAACCGCUCAGUCGGAUCACGGACAACUGGCAUGGCUCCAGAGUGAAUUACACACCGCAAAACGACAUGGACUACGGCACGGUCGCCUGCUGGGCGAAAAAUAAGAUAGGGGAGCAGAGGACGCCUUGUCUCUUUCAGAUCAUUGUCGCCGGAAAGCCUUACCCCUUGCAAAACUGCACAGCCCUACAAUCAACCGGACCUUACGCGCAUCGAAUGGGUCACGAAGACUUUAAAGCCACCGACUCGAGGGACGCGGACUGGCUGAUCGUCAGGUGCUCCGAGGGAUUCGAUGGUGGUUUGCCCUUGACUAAUUACGAGCUGGAGGUCUACAGUGAGGAGAGCGUUUAUCAUACCAAUACCAUCUACCUGAAUCACACCGACAAAUCCGGCUCAUCCGGUCCAGUUUUCGAAGUUCCCGGCUUAGAACCAGGACGGAAUUACAGGCUUCAUCUUUAUGCUGUCAAUGCCAAGGGUCGAAGCGAUCCCGUCGUCUUGGAACCGGUUACGCUCAAAGGAGUAGCAAUGUAUACUACUGGUCGCGGUAUCUCGGAGGAGAUAACCGAUUACAGCCUCCUGGUGGCGUGCUUUGCCGGUGGUGUAACCGCUAUUUGCAUACUGAUCGUUGGGAUAACGUUGACCCUGUAUCGUCGCAACCAUCCGUCGCAGGCGACGAAGGCCCAGACGGCGACGACGGACGGGGCACAAUGCGAAGGUAAGGAGAACCGAUCGACGGCGCCGCCGGCAACAAACGAGGCUCAGCGGGACGAGCUAAAGGAGCAAAUAAAUGCGGCCGGGGAAUCCUUGCCGGACGACGAUCCGGAUGUGAUACCGAGCAAGGCCGUCGAGAAACGGCCGGACAUCUUCGAGCCGAGCUAUACAUCCGGUAAGCUAAAACCCGAGCGAGCAAAGGAUACGUUCAGGUGUCUCGAGGAUCUCGAUUAUCCGUCGCCCGCGUCGGUAUUGCACGCCAAGGACUCGUGGAUCUAUCCGAACGGUUACGCGGAGAGGAACGAGAGCGGUCUGAGCCCGAUACGACCGAGCACGCUGCCGGUGCAUCGUGCACAUGACAUUUACACGAGGAGUUUGCGUGUACAAGAGAGUUGUAUAUAAGGACAGAGAGGAAGGCCUCAUUGUAUCCCAUGCCCGCAUUGGUCCGGGUCCUUCGAUGCUCGCCAAAUCGUCGUAAACGCGAUUAACGACGCUUUUGUAAAUAGACAAUAAAUAUCGUUAAGGACCUUUCUCUUCCACCCUCAUCGACAUUCCUAUUCUUGUUUUUCACCUAAGAAUAAGAUAUGUAGAUGUUAGUUUCGUUCUAAGGGAAACGUGAUAUAUACUUGGAACAUUGUCGAUCGAGCGCAAUCACGUGUACAAAGACAAUAAUUUCCGCCGUUAAAAGAUUUCUCAUCACAUUUCUGUCUCUUAUCGGAAGCCUUCCUCAUAAGAAGAAUAAAAGACGAAGAGAAAAAAGAAGAAAUUAUUCGCGCGAAUGUCUGGAAGAGCGUACAUGUUUCUACGGAUGUUUUGUCGUGCUUCAUGGUUAAUUAAAUGGUCAAAUGGAUAUGUGUGUGUAAACGUUUGU